Molecule: messenger RNA, 1305 nt
Organism: Etheostoma spectabile (orangethroat darter)
Lineage: Eukaryota; Metazoa; Chordata; Actinopteri; Perciformes; Percidae
Gene: star2
Product: steroidogenic acute regulatory protein 2
Exons: 5
Coding region: 237-980 (247 amino acids)
Biological process (GO): steroid biosynthetic process; intracellular cholesterol transport; regulation of steroid biosynthetic process
Cellular component (GO): mitochondrion
Molecular function (GO): methyltransferase activity; cholesterol binding; 2-oxoglutarate-dependent dioxygenase activity
Source: RefSeq, a predicted model, not a curated record
UGCUGUCCCUGCCAAAGACAGACAACAUGCUGCCUGCUGUUGUAAAGCUCUGCUGUGGAAUUUCCUUCCCACAUCUAAGGAGUCUCGCAGGUUAACACUCAACAACCUGAGGAAGGACUUUUCUCUUUAUUUUCUCAUGCAAAUUGUCCUGCAUACUGGAGCCCAAACGUGAAGAUAUAAAGCAUGUGCCUUUAAGAGAAGAUCAGCUGUUUUUUGUACAACAAGGCCAAGAAGCAAUGAGAAAGGCUCUCUGUAUAUUGGAAGACACACAAGGACAGAAGGUGGAGAUCACAGAGGACAAGGGGAACGUGAUCAGCAGCAAAGUGGUGCUGGGGGCUGGGAAGGUCUUCAGACUGGAGACAGUCCUGGAGGCCAGCAUUGAUGAGCUCUACGACUUACUGUUUGUCAAAGUGGAGGAGAUGCACCAGUGGAACCCGAGCAUACAGCAUGUCAAAGCUCUGAACGAGGAUAAAGGAAAAAGCCACUUCACACGGCUUCUUAACAUUGACGUUAAGCAGGCCCAGAAACGGCUCUUCUUCCUCUGCCGGCUAAGGAGAUUCGGCAUGGACUCAAGGAUACUAUCCAACUUCUACAGAGGCCCUAUUGAGAGUAUCCUGACCGGAUGUGUCACCGUCUGGUACGGCAGCUGUACCUCCCUCAACCGCAAGGCACUUCGGGGGGUGCUUAAAACAGCCGAGCGCAUCACAGGGACUAACCUGCCGUCCCUGCAGGAUCUCCACACUGACAGGUGUAGGAAAAGAGCCAAGCGGAUCAUUUCUGAUGCCAGUCACCCAUGCCAUGGACUGUUCAGCAAGCUGCCAUCAGGCAGAAGGCUCAGAAGCGUCCAGUCCAAGACCAACAGAUUCAGGGACAGCGAUAUUCCCAAGAGCCGUCAGGCAACUCUACAUGUAGCCCCCCUUCCCCUCCAUCCAUCAGCUCAUGCACAUCUGCCUCUUUACACUGUAUAUAGCUACAUAUAGCUUGGACUUUGCCUAUUGUUAUUGUUAUUUGUAUGCAGAUUUCCACUCUGCACUGUGCAUCGCUUCAUAGCUACCUUUGGUUUUUUAUAUAAUUUUAUUUUAUCUGUCAUUUAUAUGAUUAUAGGUUGUUGUAUUUGUAUUUUUUUAGAUAGUUUCUUUUCUAUUAUUAUUAUUAUUGCAUUGUUGGGAAGGAUGGGAUAAAAUCAUUUAAUUGCAUAACUUGUUAUUGUAGUGACAAAUAAACAUCUUGAAUCUUGAAUUUUGAAAAAGGUAAAUAUAACAGGAGUAAAUGGAGGCCUAAUCAAGAAAAGUGAAAAAACAAGAA